Molecule: messenger RNA, 1829 nt
Organism: Nematolebias whitei (Rio pearlfish)
Lineage: Eukaryota; Metazoa; Chordata; Actinopteri; Cyprinodontiformes; Rivulidae
Gene: npnta
Product: nephronectin a
Exons: 13
Coding region: 56-1819 (587 amino acids)
Cellular component (GO): membrane
Molecular function (GO): calcium ion binding
Source: RefSeq, a predicted model, not a curated record
ACGUGUUUCCUCCUCCUGGUUCUCCUGUUUGCGCGGCGGAGCUCCAGGAGUCCUGAUGGAAACGUGGAUAAAGUUGAUGUUGUUGAGCAGCUGCUGCUUUGGAGCAAGUGCUGACUUCGAUGGGAGGUGGCCUCGACAGAUGUCAUCAUCCAACGGGCUGUGUCGCUACGGGGCCAGGGUGGACUGCUGCUGGGGGUGGACGCGCCGCUCCUGGGGUCACUGCCAGCCUCUCUUCGCCUUAACUCACAGAGUAGUCGGGAUAAGGUGCCAACCCCAAGCUGUGUGCCAGCCCGGCUGUAAGAACGGAGACUGCAUGGGACCCAAUAAGUGCAAGUGUCAUCCUGGCUUCACUGGCAAGACCUGCAAUCAAGACCUGAACGAGUGCGGGCUGAAGCCGAGGCCCUGCAAGCACAGGUGCAUGAACACAUACGGGAGUUACAAAUGCUACUGCCUUAAUGGGUACAUGCUGCUGCCUGAUGGCACGUGUGGAAAUGCUCGCACUUGUGCCGUGGCCAACUGCCAGUACGGUUGUGAGGUUCUGAAAGGAGAGGUCCGAUGUCAGUGUCCAUCACCGGGAUUACAGCUGGCUCCAGAUGGAAGAACCUGUGUGGAUGUGGAUGAAUGUGCAGCGGGGAUUGCGGUGUGUCCCCGGUUCAGAAAAUGCAUCAACACCUUCGGUAGCUACAUCUGCAAGUGCCACGAAGGCUUUGACCUGCAAUACAUCAAUGGGAAAUACCAGUGCACUGAUGUGGAUGAGUGCACUUCAGGCCUGAGCCACUGCAGCAGCUUCGCCACCUGCCACAACACGCCAGGCUCAUACAAGUGCAAAUGCAAAGACGGCUACAGGGGGAUGGGCCACGACUGUAAACCCAUUCCAAAGGUGGUUAUUGACCCUCCAAGACCUGGCAAACAGCCACCCAAUCAUCACAACCACAUCCCAGAUUUGGAUCACAAGAGGUUCCCAACAAUCCGCCCGACAGUGACACCAAAGAAACCUAUCAUUACUGUCCCCAAACGACCAGCCACAACUAUGACCAAAGCCCCUCUGCCUCCCAGGAGGGUGACCCCUCCUCCACCCAAGCCAGCCGUGCCAACUCACAAGCCUUUCAUGCCAACAAGAAAGCCCACACACAAACCCUACAUACCACCAAAGCCAGUGGCUCCGACCAGACGACCCCCACCACCAUCCCCUCCACCAGUUACACCAGUAGACAACACCAUCCAGAAGGAGGUCACCAAACAGAGAGGCGAUGUGCACAUCCCUCGUAACCAUGACCAGAACACCAUCCUUGAUGCCGACUUUGACAUUGAGCUCGGCAACACGGCACAUGAAGCCAAAGAUGAUCCAGAAUCUGGCUUUUUGAGCUGCUUCUUUGAUGACGGUCUGUGUGGUUGGAUCAGGGACAAGGAUGGAGACUUGCACUGGGAGACCACACCUGAUCCAGCAGGUGGACGAUAUCUUACGAUUCCAGAGACAGGAAACAAGAGGACAGGACGAGGGGCCCGGCUCGUCCUCCCACUCACCCCACCCUGGAAUGAUGGAAAUCUGUGCCUGUCAUUCCGGCACAAGCUGGCAGGCCACCAUGUGGGAAUGCUUCAAGUGUUUGUGAAGAAGGGGAAGCAGUACAGUCCAGCAGUGUGGGGCCGGACUGGAGGGAAUGGGUGGAGGCACACACAGAUCACAUUAUGGGGCACGGGCCUGGAAAGUGUGAUCCUGAAGGGAGAGCGUGGGCGUGGCAGAAGUGGAGAGAUGGCUGUGGACGACAUGACCCUAAGAAAAGGCUCCUGCAAAGAGGAGCACAAUCUGAGGAGACUCUGAUUAAAAAAAU